ACCAGGCCUUGAAUGCAUCGUAAUCCUUCGGCUCUAGUAUUGUUCUACACUCCGGCCCAGCAGGUGGCGGUAAUGCAGAUUAAGUUUGCUUGCAAACCGCCAAUAAACACAAGAAGGAGAAUGCAUCGUAAGUUUAGUUCUUAGCUCAGUAAACAUAAUUGUUAAUUUUGGUAAAGCCUGUAAUUACGACAACAAUCCGCUACGAUACAGUGAAACUCGGCUCAUAACUUUUCACGAUGUUUGGUCGCAGCAGCAAUGGACGGAAGACAUGACCCACCUUGCAACAGAGCAGGCCGCAUGACUUUAUCAAAACAGCUCAGGUCCACUGCGAGGAGCAGGUGAACUCGAUCUCCAUGACCCUUUAAAGGGUAUGAUGGCUGGCAGAGGGUUGAUGCCUGCAGAUAUGUGGCUGUAGGAGUGCUGCCCUGCCUGGCACCAUGCAGCAGAAGGGUACAAUCCAAAUUAUCGAAUGGGAGGACCUGGACAAGAGGAAGUUUUACUCCCUGGGAGUGUUCAUGACCUUAACCACAAGGGCCACCGUUUACCCGGCCAGCCUCAUUCGUACUCGGCUCCAGGUACAGAAGGGGAAGACCCUAUACUCCGGCACCUUUGAUGCCCUCUUCAAGAUCCUGCGAGCGGAAGGAGUGUGGGGUCUCUACCGCGGAUUCAUGAUCAAUACAUUCACCCUGGUGUCAGGACAGGCUUAUAUCACCACCUACGAAUUGGUGCGCAAGUACGUCUCCCACUACUCUCCCAGUAACACGGUGAAGUCUGUGGUGGCGGGAGGAGCAGCAUCCCUUGUGGCCCAGACCAUCACAGUGCCCAUAGACGUGGUGUCCCAGCACCUGAUGAUGCAAGGACAGGGGGAGCACCUGAGCCGCUUCAAGCCCAAACCCAAAAUGAUGCUUGCAGCAUCUAAGCGCAAACCUACUUUCGGGCAAACCCGUGAUAUUACAGUGCAGAUAUUUGCAGCUGAUGGAUUCAGGGGAUUUUACCGGGGCUAUGUGGCGUCGCUGCUCACGUACAUCCCUAACAGUGCACUGUGGUGGCCUUUUUAUCAUUUUUAUGCAGAGCAGCUGUCCUUGUUGGCACCAAGUCAGUGCCCCCACCUGCUCCUACAGGCUGUGGCUGGGCCAAUGGCAGCAGCAACCGCCUCCACCAUCACCAACCCCAUGGAUGUUGUUCGAGCGAGAGUACAGGUGGAGGGACAAUCAUCUGUUAUCGAGACGUUCAAGCAACUGCUGGCAGAGGAGGGCGUCCAGGGGUUGACCAAGGGGCUGUCAGCCCGCGUCAUUUCCUCCUUGCCGACAUCGUUGCUCAUCGUGGUGGGAUAUGAGACUCUGAAGAGGCUGAGCCUGCGAGCUGAGCUCGUGGAGUCCAGACAUUGGUGAAAGGCCACAGGGAGCAAGGACGAGCGGAUCAACCGAGAUAAUAACCUGGACUCCAGUUUCAGGGUAACUGCUCUGCUGUUAAGACUGCUGCCACAAGCAUUUCACACUGUUGUCUCAAUGCACGUAUGAUUACGCAGCAUAGUGAAUGUGAUGUUUGUCUUAAAUACGCUUUAGAGUUCAAUUAUUUUUACAAACCUGAUUAUUUUUGCUAAAUUGUUACUCUGAAAUGGGAUGAUAUGAGAAAUCAAUGUACCACAUUUUGCCAAAACAAAGAGCACCACAAAAAAAUUCUUGAAUUUCUCUAUAGAGCAGAUUUUACCUUAGUUACUUCUUUAAGGACAGUAGAGUUGAUAAAUCAGAUCUUGUUGUCGCUGCUCCCGUAAUGUAAAUUUUACCAACACAUGACUCUCCCAGUUGUUUUUAAUGAAGGUCAUGAACAGUUUUGACCAUACUUACCAUCUGGGAUCAGUUUCUAAAAUGGAGUUACAGGCAGUAAAUCACAGUAUGUGUUUUAAAACUGAAAUCUGCAGUGAGGUUAGUUUGAAUUUUCACCGUGUCAAAAUCUGGAGAAACAAAAACCUAAUGACACACAAUAACUAGCAGGAAAUAUGUGUGUGCAUUCCAGUGUGCUGAGGAACAUGUGCAAGGAAUCUCAUCUUUGUUUUGGCCUAAACAACAAGAUU
Molecule: messenger RNA, 2074 nt
Organism: Monopterus albus (swamp eel)
Lineage: Eukaryota; Metazoa; Chordata; Actinopteri; Synbranchiformes; Synbranchidae
Gene: slc25a44a
Product: solute carrier family 25 member 44a
Exons: 4
Coding region: 438-1391 (317 amino acids)
Biological process (GO): transmembrane transport; branched-chain amino acid transport; branched-chain amino acid catabolic process
Cellular component (GO): mitochondrion
Molecular function (GO): branched-chain amino acid transmembrane transporter activity
Source: RefSeq, a predicted model, not a curated record